AUGACGAACGUUAAAUUAAAAUUAAUGUUCUUUAUAUUAAAUGCCGUACUAUCACCGGAUAUUAUUCACGCAAGACCAUACUCUGGAAUGAAUACAACAGAUGCUGCGUAUACAUACUACCAUAACAAUCGAUCUUUUACCUUACCUGUUGAUAGGAACUAUGACACAUUAGUUGUCGCAAGUGACGAAGAGACUCCAGAAGAAACUAGAAGUUUUAAGACACAGUUAGAUGAUAUUGUUAACGCUGAACAAGAUAGAGACGAAGCGUUAUCUGAAAAGGUGAUGAAAGAUCAAAUAAGCAUUCUGGAAAUGCAUAAAAAUGACGCCGAAGGCAUGGAGAAACAAUUAAACAUAUCAAGUUCACUUUUAGAAAAAAUUAUUGAUUCAGAGACAAACAGAGAGGAAUCAAUAACAGAUAUUCAAUUUAGAUCUUACUCAGAUUUUGUUGAUGGGCCAAAAUUUGAGUUUUUGAUAGCGGCUAAACCAAAUAAUAGUGAUGCAAUUAACUCGACUUUGACCGCUAAAGAUUCAGGGUUUAGUGAUAAUAAAUUGGACAAACUGGACAGAAAUAGCAGUGACGGACUAAAGAAGGUGGACUAUGUAGAAUUAGUGGAAGUUUUAAAGCCAUCAAAUGAGAACAAAAGUGCAUAUAAUUUGGCGAAUAUGACAGGUCACGAGGUUGACAACGAUUUAGCUCCUGAUACAAUUCUCUCUGUGUUCUCAGGUUUCACGGAUCUCCAGACGCUGUUCCUGGCCUGCUUUGGGACGCUACUGCCGCUGCUAGCGGUGCUCUUCGCAACUCUGGCCAUAAGGUGCAUGUGUAGACGCUGGUGUCCCGGUUGGUGCAAGAAGUCUACUGGGUCUUCUGUCUCCGAAGGCAGUGAGAAGCACGACACAAACCAGCAGAUAAAAGGCACGGCGGAAGACGGUAGCGGGGGUGUGGAUGGAAUUGAACGUGGGGACUCGCAGACGGCCAAUGGUUCAAUCUUCACGAUGACACUCAAAAACAACCAUCUCAUUGUGGAGACUGAAGAGAGGAAUGAUAUAAUGAGAAAUGGCCGUGAAACGAAAAUGAAGUACUCGCCAGACAACGAUGGCAUUUUCGUCGUAGAAGUGCAACAGUCAGCAGCAUAUAGACCUAACAAGUCCAUGCAGAGCUCUCCACAUCAUGACCCUCAAAUAUCUACCAACCAGGCACUAAUUCACCGCGUUCCUGAAGAGCUGGAAAGGAGGAUUUUAGAAGAAGAUAGCGAGAGAAGUAGUGAAAAAUUCGAAAGGCAAGCCUUAGCUUUGUCGAGUACUGGACUUUCCAUCUCGGAUCUGAGCAUGUCUUCAAUAGGAUCUCAUAAUGUCAGCUAUUCUUAUGGAAGUCAGAUAGGAUAUGAACAAGGUCCUUUUGGGUAUCCAGUGUAUGCCGGAUAUGAGGUAUCUAAGGAGGACACGGAUGGCAUGACUCAUGAUAGUUCCCAAGAACCAUUGAUUGGUAAGUUAUCAACAGAUCCUGAUAAACCGGUUGUUACAGCAGCGAUUUUCAAACAAGAUUCUAUUAUUGGAAAUGAAGUUUUGCAGGGGCCUGGUUACUGUAUUGAGGGUUCUACUGACGGACCUCUUUUUUCUGAUGUACAAGCUAGAGAAUACAGCCUACAACAUAUACUUGAUCAAAAAGAGAAAAAAGUUGAAAACGGUGUUCCGAUGGCAGCAACUGAAAGAAAUAGAAGUCCGGAAAAGAAAUUAAGCAGAUUUGACAGUCUGACUUUUCAAAUAGAAGAAAAACAUACAGUAUCAACGGAUGCAGCAUUGGCGAGUGUUAAAGAAGAUUUAUCUGUAAAAGAUGCUAUAAAAAGCAAAAGGGCCUCCCUUCCAACCAUCAGAGCUGAAGUUUAUGAAUCAGUUAAAGAAGUUAUAUUAACCGGGUCACCAAAGUUUGCAAAGUUACAGAACGAAGCGUCUCCGGAAGGUAAUAGUUUUGAUAAUGCUCCACCUAUGAUCACUAUCACGGAGGAGAGUGAGUCUGGCAAGUCUGAUAGCACCAGCUAA
This is a messenger RNA of Parnassius apollo (apollo), 2037 nucleotides long. Lineage: Eukaryota; Metazoa; Arthropoda; Insecta; Lepidoptera; Papilionidae. The record is from the annotation of a GenBank genome assembly.